Messenger RNA from Hypomesus transpacificus, 3763 nucleotides. RefSeq names its product tweety family member 2 (gene ttyh2). Bases 332 to 1942 code for a protein of 536 amino acids. Lineage: Eukaryota; Metazoa; Chordata; Actinopteri; Osmeriformes; Osmeridae. The record is from RefSeq and is a predicted model, not a curated record. Gene Ontology annotation, cellular component: plasma membrane. The transcript is spliced from 14 exons. Gene Ontology annotation, molecular function: intracellularly calcium-gated chloride channel activity; volume-sensitive chloride channel activity.
UGCCGUUGUGUGGAUACACAUUUUGCGUUUCAGUGUGAGCAACUGGACCAAACAGCAGCGGUGGAUAGGUUGUAGGCGAAGACAGAUUGACGGGAAAUGGGAUCGGCUUGUUAUUUAUCCCAAUUAUUACAAAUAUUGGGAUGCCCAACAUUGUAAUUUGACAAACUCGCUACAUCUUCAGUCUCAGGUGCAAGCUUUUUUUACACAGUAGCAUGUGUUUUUCAAUGCUUUGUUUGGCAUGAGACGGGAAUAGGACUUCUACGGCGGACCGAGGCUGACCACUCACCAUAAAGAAACGCACCUCAAUAUUGGAUACGCGAAGUUUACAGUGAUGUCUUCCGCACGGGUAGAGUACAUCGCACCUUGGUGGACUUACUGGCUACAUAAUUUCCCACACAUCAACCUAAGAUUACAGCCUGUUGACAACAACUUCAACCCAGAAGAUGAGAAUUACCAGCAGUCUCUCAUCUUCCUGGGCUGUGUGGCUGCCGCUGGUCUGGGUCUCAACCUGCUCUGCCUGGCCGUGUACCUGAGCUGCCUGUGCUGCUGCCGCAGGGAGGAAGAGGAGGAGGAGAGCAAGAGGCCGGCCUCCUGCUGCGUCACCUGGUCCGCCGUGGCGGCCGGCCUCAUCAGCUGCGCCGCGGUGGGAGUGGGUUUCUAUGGCAACAGCGAGACCAACGACGGCGUGUACCAGUUGACCUACUCCAUGUACAACGCCAACCACACCCUGGGGGGGGUGGACAGCCUGGUGACAGGCACCAUGGGCGGCAUGCAGAGCGGCCUGCAGCAGCACCUGGCCCGGCUGGACGAGAUCUUCGCCACGCGCGGCGACUACGUCCAGACCCUGCGCUUCAUGCAGCAGAUGGCCGACAACGUCAUCAAGCAGCUGCUGGGCCUGCCAGACUUGGAGCAGGCCAAGGUGGACCUGGCCUCCCUCGCCAGCCAGACCUCCCUGGUCGAGUACUACAGGUGGCUCACCUACCUGCUGCUGCUCAUCCUGGACCUGGUCAUCUGUCUGGCAGCCUGCCUGGGGCUGGCCAAGCAGUCUCGAUGGCUCCUCACCACGAUGAUGGUGUUUGGGGUGCUGACACUGGUCCUCAGCUGGGCGUCUUUGGGAGCGGACCUGGCCAGCGCUGUGGGUACCAGCGACUUCUGCGUGGCCCCAGACAAAUACCUCAUGAACCAGACCAGGGGCCUCAUCGGCCCUGAUAUUGUUCACUACUACCUGUACUGCAGCCAGACUCUGCCCAACCCCUUCCAGCAGUCCCUGACCGUCUUCCAGAGGUCGCUGACCACCAUGCAGAUCCAGAUCCAGGGCCUGCUGCAGUUCGCGGUCCCUCUCUUCCCCACCGCAGAGAGGGACCUGCUGGGCAUCCAGCACCUGCUGAACUCCUCCGAGACCGGCCUGCACCAGCUGACCGCCCUGCUGGACUGCAGAGGACUCAACAAGGACUACCUGGAUGCGUUGGUGGGUGUGUGUUAUGAUGGGGUGGAGGGUCUGCUGUACCUCUGCGUCUUCUCCAUCCUGGCAGCUGUAGCCUUCUCUGUCAUGCUGUGUGCCAUCCCCCGGGCAUGGAGGCAGAUCGCCAGCAGGGAGCGAGACUACGACGACAUCGACGAGGAGGACCCCUUCAACCCCCAGAGCCGGAGGGUGGCCCCCAACCCCAACCACACCAACCUGCACAGCUUCUGCAGCUACAGCAGCAGCAUGGGGAGCCAGAGCAGCCUCCACCCUCCGGCCCAGGCCCCGGCCGUGUCCAACGCCCCCGUCUCCGAGUACAUGAACCAGACGGCGCUCUUUGGAGGGAACCCGCGCUACGAAAACGUUCCUCUGAUCGGCCGAGGCUCUCCACCCCCCUCGUACUCUCCCAGCAUGAGAGCCACCUACCUGUCCAUGACGGAGGACCAGAUAAGACACUUUGGGAACGACUUCCAGGCGUAGGACCUGCUUCUUCUUCUUGUUUUUUUGUGUUUUUUUCUCGGAAAGGGACUCUGGAACCAGGUGUGACACACACACACACACAACUUUGAUGCAUAUGUGUGACUGUGGUUGUAGCACACACACACACAGCCUCUUGUCCAUUCUGCGAGACUGUGGGAUGAGGGCUGGGGCAGACUCCAUAUUUUCAUUCCAAACUGUCAGAGCGGCUUUUGUCUGUGACCAUGACAACAGACCCACAGCAACGCAACCAUCAGUGCAACUAUUUGUUGUGUUCGAACAGGUACUCUCUCCUCUUUUCUCCCAAGCUACAGCAGAGGUAUCGUUAAAUCGUUGUACUACUACUACCGGGAUAGUUAUAGCUUCAGAUUCAAUCACUGUUUAGUCUUCCUCCCUGCUUAUAAACUGAUACCAUAGAUAGCAUAUUCAAUUACAAUUGACCUUAUACUUAAUGACUUUAUUUAAGUAAUGUCAUUCAAAAUGUAUAAUUUUCACAUGAAUUGGGUCUUACUUUUCAAUGUCUGAAGUUGCACUGGAAAUUUGUGUUUAUGCGAGAAGAUGGGAUUCAGUGGGUCAGUAUUCAACUAGGUGAGACGACUACUUAAACGAAACAAACAAAAAUGCUUUAUUGUGACAAAUGGUUCUGAUACUACUGAUACCCAUCAUUCGUGUCUGUCUAUAUUGAGGUGAAACGUGUAAAACAUGGACGCAUGUUGCCGUGCCUAUAACAACCCCUAAUUCUCUAAACCAGAUUGUUUCUACUCGAUUCUCUUAGUUAGUCUUCCUAUUAGAAAUGUCUAUUAUCGUUUUCUUGCUGAAAGAGAUUCUCUUCCGACGCUUGUUCACAACCUUGGUAAAGAACACUUGGACACUGGACUGGGCUUGUUAAGUCUUUGGAACGGUUUGUGCGUACGAUGAUACUCCGAUCUUGGUAACAGACGGGACUGAAGAGGAAAAGGAAAAUAUGUAUUUGAUGAUCCCCAGAAUGCAGUACAGGUUCAUAUCUUCCCUUCAUGCUUGGAGCUUUCUGCAUGAUAAUCCCUUGGACCUCUUUUCCAAGGAUUUGUCAGAGCACCAUUCCAUGUUAAGACCCCCAUAUGUUCUCAGAAUUCACACUUGCGUCCACACACACACACACACACACUCACACACACACACACACGUGCUUAUCAUAUCUCUGAUAUCCAUCAGUCUCUGUUUCUUUCCCAUGAUAAACGUUCUACACCGUUGGCAGCAUGGACAAGGUUAGCGUCACCGCAUCAGUUAGAGUGCUUAGGAAUGGUUUUACAAGGGUAAAAACGAUAUAUGCUAAAUAUUUCAAAACAACAUGACUUCUGUAAAUAUCUUGUACUAUAACAGAUGGUGGUCUUUUUUUUGUAGCAUUUUAUUUCUCUUAUACAUUUUAGAGUUGUCUGAAUGUGCCACAGGUUGUUUGAUCUCAAUAGCUUGUUUUAUACCAAUAAAGCCCUUACGGAGUCUUGCUCUGUUUCAAGAGAUCCUUUUCAUUUUCAGAGGUCAUUGUUCAAAGAUGGCAUUCCGUUGUAUGCAUAUUUAAAUAUCAUAUCGUCAUCAUUUUUGGUCGUCACUUGUGCUGCUGAAAGCGUUCACAGUGAAAUCAAUUGGUUCACAAAUCAAUCCAUUGUAACUUACUAAUGAUAAUUGACUUCCGUUUUGAACAGACUGUUUUCUUAUAUUGUCAAAUAAUCUUUUAAUUAUGUAGGUUUCUUGUAAUAUGUUGUGUUUUCUCCAGAUUGGGUGCAUGUGAAGCACCGUCAAUCUUUGAGAGAGGUGCUUUAUUUGUACGUAACUGUGAGUUGAUAAUAA